UGAUACAGUAUUAACGGCUCGUGUCUCCUUUCUCGCGUUCAUCAUCAGUCCAUCAGCAGCACAGCAAGCGAGCGCUCGCGGGUUGAGUGUGACUGAAUUCUGACGUCGCCUCCAUAUACAUCCUCCACCAAUUAAAUGCUAGCGGCGCGACGUGACGCGCCACUAGCUGAACGCGCCCGUUAUAAUCAGCGCAAGCUACACGGGAGCGUUGCGUCCAGCGCGUGACGAAGAUUCCCCGGAGCGAGUGAAUUGGUGGCUGCUCGGUCUAGACAAUCGGAGGCGGAAACUGAAGAGUCGUUACAGCCCACUCUAAAAACCCAGUCAAAACCAACUCACGGGCUCCAAGUCAAUGAGAAUAACGGCAGUAAUUCAAAGAGGACGGUCCUCACAUCCCCAUCCUCAAGUUUUGUGGUGUUACAUGUUUUAUCUGAGGUAAACCACGGGGAGAGCUUCAUCUGAAGGACGUUUCUCAGAAAUUCACCAUCAAAGAAAAUCCGUCCGAUGUCUUAGGCCUGCUCUUCCCGUGUCCCAGUUAUCUAAAGUGACAUUUCAAGAUAACAGGGAAACAAGGGUUUAAAACACAGAGUUUCUCUAUAGAUCUUCCUUUCUCACACACGCACACUUGAAGACCGAGAAUAAUCGCUCUGAAAGCAUGGAGCCCGCCGAGAUGAACACUAUCCCCAACGGGAAGGGGCACGAAGCUGGCGAGGAGACUACUGUGACUGCAAUAAAAAACCAAUCAGAAGAUGCAGCUCAGGAACUUGUACCAAAUAGCACUGAAAAUGCCAGUACUGACAGAACUCCAGGUAAUGCAGAGGCAAACCUGGUCGAAAGCUCAGAGUUCCUGUCCAACGCAGAUGACAAGAAAACCCCUCGCUUCACAGAUUUUGAGGGAAAGACCUCUUUUGGGAUGUCUGUCUUCAACUUGGGAAACGCCAUCAUGGGAAGUGGAAUUCUGGGAUUAGCAUAUGCAAUGGCUAACACGGGCAUUGUCCUCUUUGUAAUUCUCCUCACUACUAUCGCUGGUCUGUCUGCAUACUCCAUUCACCUGCUGCUAAAAUCUUCAGGCGUUGUGGGCAUUAGAGCUUAUGAACAACUGGGCUUCCGAGCCUUUGGCACACCAGGCAAGAUGGCUGCCGGCAUUGCGAUCACCCUGCAGAACAUUGGAGCCAUGUCCAGCUACUUGUACAUAGUAAAGUAUGAGUUUCCACUGGUUAUCCAGGCUUUUCUCAAGGUGGACAAUCCAUCAGGGGAAUGGUAUUUAAACGGCAAUUACCUGGUCGUCAUUGUAUCGUGCACUGUCAUCAUGCCGCUGGCUUUAAUGAAGCAGCUCGGGUACCUGGGCUACACCAGCGGUUUCUCUCUCAGUUGUAUGGUCUUCUUCCUUAUUUCGGUGAUCUAUAAGAAGUUCCAGGUGAAAUGUCCUUUUGAGGACUUUUCCCAUAACAGGACAGUGUUGGGCUUUAACACAAGUGUGGCAGCUGAUCCCGGAGGAGUGGAGAUGACCCCUGAGGGUGACCCUGCCUGCACCCCCCGCCUCUUUAACCUCAACUCACAGACGGCCUACACGGUUCCCAUCCUGGCGUUCGCAUUCGUGUGCCACCCCGAGGUGCUGCCAAUUUACACGGAGCUGCGCAACCCUACAAAGACAAAGAUGCAACACGUCUCCAACAUCUCCAUAGGAGUCAUGUAUGUCAUGUACCUCUUGGCUGCUCUGUUCGGGUAUCUGACCUUCAUUGAUAAGGUGGAAGCUGAGCUGUUGCACACCUACAGUCGAAUCGACCCGUAUGACACACUCAUCCUGUGCGUUCGUCUGGCUGUGCUGACUGCCGUCACACUCACUGUACCCAUCGUGCUGUUUCCUGUAAGGAGAGCCAUUCAGCAGCUGUUCUUCCCAAAUAAAACCUUCUGGUGGCCACGUCACAUUGCUAUAGCUGUCACCCUCCUCACCCUCAUCAACUUACUGGUCAUCUUUGCCCCGAACAUCCUGGGCAUCUUCGGGAUCAUCGGUGCCACGUCUGCGCCGUGCCUCAUCUUUAUAUUUCCAGCUGUGUUUUACAUCCGCAUUGUUCCCAAGGAAGAGGAACCCAUGCGCUCAGCGCCGAAAAUCGUUGCUGCUUGCUUCGCCUUAUUAGGAGUCCUAUUUAUGAUAAUGAGCCUGAGCUUCAUCAUCAUUGAUUGGACAUCAGGGACCAGCAAAGGAAGCAGUGGUCAUUAGGCCUCACCCCUCUAAUGGUUUAUGCUUUUUAAUAUUACUUUCGGGUCAGUAGUUGGGGAGGAUGCAUAAUCUCUCAGUGAUCAGUCACAAGAAUAGUACCAGAUUCCUAGAUUUAGUUGCAUUCAAUCAAUGCAUUAUUUAGCCAUGUGACCUGCAUAUGCUGUAAAUAGGGUCUUGACCCAUCUCAGGCCGGCAUUAAAUCCAUUUAAAGGCCAUCCUCUCCCAAAAAGGAGUGGUUGGGACAUGGAAAUAGGGAGAAGAUAACCAGAGCAAGAAAAUCAAAGCCCAUGAUAGUUAGAUUGUGCCAUAGCAUCAGCACAUGCAGUAUGCAGGGUUUGCAAACAAAAGGGAUUUUGCAUUCUAACCAAACAGACUCAUCCGCUGGCCCAACCUCCCAUCCAUCCCUUCAUAUUAUGACCUUUGACCUCUGCCCAUCGGCCACAUUCACAAGAGAUUAGAAUCACAGUAAGUGCUCAGUUCUUAUGGGGGGAUUGGUGGUUAUUAAAGAGUUUAUUUCAUCAUAUCUCAUAUUAGAUAUAGCAAUACUCUGUGCAAUAGCUGAAGGCUGUCGAGAGGCGACACACGACCUCGUCCAGAAUCCAGGCUUGAUUUGGCUGCAGUCUAUUACACAAUUUCAAAUUUAUGCAAACUGUACGUAUGUCACAUUUUUAUAUGGAUUUAUAAUGUUUAUCCUUUCUACAGUAUUUAGAGAUAAAUAUAUUAGUAGAUAUAUGAGCGUAAAUAUAUAUAUAUAUAUAUAUAAUAUAUACGAGAAUUCCGAUUCAUCCAGUGUUCUCAAGGUUAUCUAUUACACCCCUUUACAAUAUUUGUGACUCUUCAGCUAAAAUGCCAUCUUUAGAAGAUAUAGAUUUAAAAAGACAGAAUUAUCCAAGGCACAUUCUUCAUUUUUAGGAAUAUUACUGGUUGCAAUGGGAAAGCACAGAUUGGAAAGCACAGUUAAUCAUAGGGUCAGUUUGCAAUGAUCCCAUGAGCUCUGCUGACAGACUGAUUUUGAAACACUCUCUGGAUUUAUAUGCAGAGAAAACCAAAAACACAGAUUCACAGGGUCUUCUCCUUAACUGGAGAAACAAAUGUGGUGCAUUCAUGCACAUAAAUGUUUUAGCUACAGGGCAAAAUGGCAUACAUGUGAUAACAUUGCCUGGUGGAAGCUGAUAGGUUUUGCUUCUAGAUAGGUUUAAAAAAGAGGCUAUUAACCCAAGUAGACGGAUGACUUUGGUCAUUCGGCGAAUAUUGAAACUGUAGCACUUUCAGUUGAAGCACAACUUCCUCUCAUUCUCUUGACCCAGUUACGACUUACGACAUAAUCAUAGAUUAAUAUAUUUUGUAGACAGAUAUAUGAAUAAAAGCCUAUGUACUACUAACUGUAAAUUGUUUGGAGAAAAAAAAAAAAGUAAUGUGUGGAUGUCUAACAUGGUACAUGAAUAUUUUAAACUUUGUAAUUGAAACUUGUCAUCCUAAAAAAAACUAUAAAUCGAGCACUCACUGGCCCAUAAUGAUCUUAGUGGUAACACUGUGGUGUUUUAGUUUGUGUGUGAAUGUGAAUGUGUGUGUUCUCUCCUCUUCUCGCUUAUGGAGAAAGAAUACUUCAGUCAGUGAAUGUACUGUAAUGGACUAUAAGAUGUCUAAAUGAGAUGUGCAUUUAAAUUGUGGUACUUUUUUAUUCAUUUUUGUCUGUUUAAUUAAUGUUUAAUGGAUAGACAAGCCACACAUAUAACUAAAUCAUCAUAUCUGUGAACCAGUAUUAGCAUAAUUACAUAUCUUUUUUUCAGUGUUUUACAUGUCCCUGGUGCUGCAUCGAGGGCCUGUCAGACAGUAAAAAGGCACUGUAAUAUAUUCCAAAUUACAAUCUGUACUUGUUUUGUUUUUAAAUGCCUUGUUUAUCAUGGCUGGAGGCUUCAUUUCCCUCUUUGUGGUCUUUUGGAUAUAUACAGUAUAUGUAGAGAAAUGAUAAAUGAAUGAUUAAAUAUGUCUGUAUGAUUGCUGAAGUGCAUCAUUGAAAUAACCCAUUGUUCAUUUUUUGGUAAAGACGCGUUUAGUUGUGUGUUCUGGUGAUGGUGAGAUGUUAUUUGUAGUGGUGUAAUGCCUCACACACCAAUGUGGUUUCUCAAGCACAAAAGUGUCCCAUCGUUUUAGCAGUGUGUGUUAAUGUCUGAGAACUAAAUGUGCCAGUUGUUAAAGAAUUGCCAGUAUCUUUCCUGAAAUAUACCAGUGGCUCUAAAUGAUUCUUGACUACUCAAAGUCUAACUUUGAAAGUAGAAGCGUGAUUCUCAUGCAAAUAUGCCCAAGUUGCAUUUCACCCCAAAAUCAGACAACAAUAAUUAUAUGUGUUUAGUUAUUUAUAUACUUGUAUUCUGCUAGGAUACAUUAAAUUGGCCAAAAGUGACAAAGAUAUGUUUUAUCAUUUCUAUUUCAAAUAAAUGAUGUUCUUUUGAAUUUUCAAAGAAUGCUUAAAAAAACAAAACAAAAAAAAACAAUCAGCAUAUUAGAAUUAUUUCUGAAUGACUGAUGAAAAUUUAGCUUUGCCAUCACGGGCAUAAAUUGCAUUUUAAAAUAUGUUCAAAUAGAAAACACUUUACUGUAUUUGUGAUCAAAGAAAUACAGUCUUGGACUUCUUAUCAACCCCAGAUGUACAUAUCUAAUCAAUUAUAUGACACACAUAUAUAUAUAUAUAUAUAUAACAGGCUAAAAGCAUAAUUUCUGUCAUUUGAUUUUGGGGUGACAUUUCGUGAGAUUCACUGAGAGAGAUGUUAAUUUUGAUCUGAUAGUGUUUGUGAUCAUUUUUAAACUAAGCAUAAUGUUUCUGAGUAUUUUUAAGGAGAAAUGACUCCUGUCUGAUGUAUCCACUGCAUAAACUGAUGAUUUUAUGAUGACGGUAGUUCACGUUAACCAGUAAGAUCUUAUUAACUUCCUAUCAGUAGGGAUAUUUAGUAUCAAUGAUGAAUCAUGGAUAAAUAUUGUUCCCUUUAUAAAAGCACAGUCUGAUUGCUGCAACUAGAGUACUGGCAGCGGUGCACCUGAAACUGCCCUGGACAACAAGAUCCCCCAUGAUGCUGUGCUUCCAUCCCCAGGCUUUCACACGCACAGCGUUGUAGAUUUUGAGCUGAUGUCUGGGCUGACAGUAGCACUUUUCAAGCAUCUGCAGAUCACACCGUUACAUGAUCUCCAAAUCUGCAAAGUAGCAGAAGGGGGAAGAUUUGAAUUGUCUUUUUUAGCAGCUGUGUACUAGUGUCCAGUCAACGUGAUGUUUCCCUUGUGAUGUAAUGAAAGUGUCAUCUGUUUGUAACAGUUUAUGUGAGUUCAUUACUCACAUGGCAGCAUUUAUAAAUAAUGUACAUAAAUGUAAACCCUUUAUAUUAUAAGCACAUCUAUAGUUUGUAUAUUGUAAAUAGUCAGAUGAUGUUUAGUCUGAUGAUUAAAACGUAAUAAUUUUUAAAAAUGCUUUUUAAAAAGCCAGUUUAUGUCUUUAUUUUCUUUAUUCUCCGUAUCGAGUACAUUGCUGGCAGUUAAUGUACUGUAAACAAUGUUCAAAUAAAAAAAAAAGAAUAAAUAAUAUUCAUUCAUUCUUGA
This is a messenger RNA of Onychostoma macrolepis, 5806 nucleotides long. RefSeq names its product solute carrier family 38 member 3a (gene slc38a3a). Gene Ontology annotation, biological process: amino acid transmembrane transport; asparagine transport; histidine transport. Bases 653 to 2218 code for a protein of 521 amino acids. The record is from RefSeq and is a predicted model, not a curated record. Gene Ontology annotation, molecular function: L-histidine transmembrane transporter activity; L-asparagine transmembrane transporter activity; L-glutamine transmembrane transporter activity. Lineage: Eukaryota; Metazoa; Chordata; Actinopteri; Cypriniformes; Cyprinidae. The transcript has 18 exons.